Messenger RNA from Ricinus communis (castor bean), 4243 nucleotides. Its product is annotated as alpha-mannosidase 2. The record is from RefSeq and is a predicted model, not a curated record. Bases 247 to 3789 code for a protein of 1180 amino acids. Gene Ontology annotation, molecular function: alpha-mannosidase activity; carbohydrate binding. Lineage: Eukaryota; Viridiplantae; Streptophyta; Magnoliopsida; Malpighiales; Euphorbiaceae. Gene Ontology annotation, biological process: N-glycan processing; mannose metabolic process; protein deglycosylation. Gene Ontology annotation, cellular component: Golgi membrane. The transcript is spliced from 4 exons.
UCGUACAAAUGAAAUAGGUUACCAGAAUUAGUCUAUUGACUUAGAAGACUCCACCUCUCUGUAACCCCAAUGAAAACCGAAUCGAAUUUUACAUAGAUCUCAUCAUCAUUGAUUAAAUCCAUCCAAAUUUGCAUCUCCUUCUCAUCAUUUCCUGAAAUGUUUAAACACACCAAAAGUUCUAAAUAAACCUUCAAAACUAAACUGUUUUCUUUGUUUCUACAAGAAAAGGAAAAACAAAAAAGAGAGAUGCCUUUCUCUUCUUAUAUUGGCAGCAAUACUCGUGGUGGUGGUGGUGGUGGUGUCUCCACCUCCGCCGGCGGCGGCAGCAGCUGGGCCCACUCACUCCUUCCUUCAACCACACCAACAAAAUCAAAACUUCCAUCAAGAAAACCAAGAAAACGAACGGUUCUGAUCAACUUUCUUUUCACGAACUUCUUCACUAUAGCUCUUUCGAUCUCACUUCUUUUCCUUUUCUUUACUAUCCUGCAUUUUGGUAUCCUAAAACCUCUUUCUACUCCUUUUAAAUCAAAACCCACUUCUCAUUUUUACAGGAGCCGAAAACCCAAUCCUCGAAAGACCCCAACUUUGAAUUACAAUGAUGAUAAAGGCGUGGUUGUUAUGGGUUCUACUGUGGAUAUAACUACUAAAGAUUUGUAUGAUAAGAUUGAGUUCUUGGAUGUGGAUGGUGGGCCAUGGAAGCAAGGUUGGAGAGUUAGUUAUACAGGAAAUGAAUGGGAUGGCGAGAAGCUGAAGGUUUUUGUGGUGCCUCAUUCUCAUAAUGAUCCUGGCUGGAAGUUGACUGUCGAUGAGUAUUAUGAGAGGCAAUCUAGGCACAUUCUUGAUACUAUUGUUUCGACACUUUCUAAGGAUGUUCGGCGGAAGUUCAUAUGGGAGGAAAUGUCUUAUCUGGAGAGAUGGUGGAGGGAUGCAACGGAGGAAAAAAGAGAAUCUUUCACCAAACUAGUGAAGAAUGGUCAGUUAGAAAUUGUUGGAGGUGGUUGGGUGAUGAAUGAUGAGGCCAAUUCACAUUAUUUUGCCAUAAUUGAGCAGAUUACAGAGGGGAAUAUGUGGUUGAAUGAUACCAUUGGAUUUGUUCCUAAGAAUUCUUGGGCAAUAGAUCCAUUUGGUUACUCAGCCACCAUGGCAUAUCUUCUCCGUCGUAUGGGUUUCGAGAACAUGCUUAUUCAGAGGACCCACUAUGAGGUAAAGAAGGAACUUGCACGGAAUAAGAAUUUGGAAUACAUAUGGCGUCAGAGCUGGGAUGCUGAGGAAACAACUGACAUUUUUGUCCACAUGAUGCCCUUCUAUUCUUAUGAUAUUCCGCAUACUUGUGGGCCAGAGCCUGCUAUUUGUUGUCAAUUUGAUUUUGCUCGAGUUCAUGGCUUUUAUUAUGAAAUGUGCCCGUGGGGGGAACAUCCAGUGGAGACCAGCCAUGAAAAUGUACAGGAAAGGGCACAGAAGUUACUAGAUCAGUAUAGGAAGAAAUCAACACUAUAUCGCACUAAUACUCUUCUCGUUCCUCUUGGAGAUGAUUUCCGUUAUAUCAGUGUUGAUGAAGCAGAAGCUCAAUUUCGGAAUUACCAAAAAUUGUUUGAUUAUAUAAACUCUAAUCCUAGUUUAAACGCGGAGGCAAAAUUUGGAACUCUGGAAGAUUACUUCCAAACUCUUCAUGAGGAGGCUGAUAGAAUAAAUUAUUCGCUUCCUGGUGAGGUUGGUUCUGGUCAGAUUGUAGGUUUUCCAUCUCUAUCUGGUGAUUUCUUUACUUAUGCUGACAGGCAGCAAGACUACUGGAGUGGCUAUUACGUUUCAAGGCCUUUCUUCAAGGCUGUUGAUCGGGUGCUAGAGCAAACACUUCGUGCAACAGAAAUGAUGAUGUCUUUGUUACUUGGUUAUUGUCAGAGAGCACAAUGUGAAAAGUUGGCCACAGGAUUUGGCUAUAAGUUAACUGCUGCCAGGAGGAAUUUAGCUCUUUUUCAACACCAUGAUGGGGUAACCGGUACUGCCAAGGAUCAUGUCGUUCGGGACUAUGGACUUCGGAUGCAUACUUCUUUGCAGGACUUGCAAAUUUUCAUGUCUAAAGCUGUUGAAGUACUUCUUGGCAUCCGCCAUGAAAAAUCUGACCAUAACCCAUCUCAGUUUGAGGCAGAGCAAGUGAGAUCUAAGUAUGAUGUUCAGCCAGUGCAUAAAGCAAUCAGUGCUCGUGAAGGGACUUCGCAUUCGGUGAUCCUAUUUAAUCCUCUGGAGCAAACUAGAGAAGAGGUUGUGAUGGUUGUUGUUAACAGGCCACAUGUUGCUGUUUUGGACUCGAACUGGACUUGUGUUCAAAGCCAAAUUUCUCCAGAGCUGCAGCAUGAUAGAACCAAGAUUUUUACUGGGAGGCAUCGUGUCUACUGGAAAGCUUCUGUUCCUGCCAUGGGGUUGCAAACAUAUUACAUUGUCAAUGGUUUUGCAGGAUGUGAAAAAGCAAAACCAGCAAAAAUAAAGUACUUCUCAGUGUCCAAGUCAUUUUCUUGCCCCCCUCCAUAUGCUUGCACGAGAAUAGAAGAUGAUGAGGCUGAAAUCCAGAAUCAACAUCAAAGUCUGACUUUUGAUGUGAAGCUUGGUUUGUUGCGGAAGAUUAGCCAUAGAAAUGGUUACAAGAAUUUUGUGGGCGAGGAAAUAGGUAUGUAUUCUAGUCCAGAAAGUGGGGCCUACCUAUUUAAACCUGAUGGUGAUGCUCGGCCUAUCGUUCAGGCAGGUGGGAACAUGGUGAUCUCUGAGGGACCACUACUGCAGGAAGUGUACUCUCAACCUAAGACAGCAUGGGAACAAACCCCUAUCUCCCAUAGUACUAGAAUUUAUGAAGGGGAUGAUGCUGUUCAGGGGCUUAUUGUGGAGAAAGAAUAUCAUGUCGAGCUCAUUGGCCAGGAUUUUAAUGACAAGGAAUUGAUUGUUAGAUACAAGACAGAUAUUGAUAAUAGAAGGAUUCUUUAUUCUGAUUUAAAUGGCUUUCAGAUGAGUCGGAGAGAAACUUAUGAUAAGAUCCCCCUGCAGGGGAAUUACUAUCCUAUGCCCUCUCUAGCCUUCAUGCAGGGAUCCAAUGGCCAGAGGUUCUCUGUCCAUUCUAGACAGUCAUUGGGUGUGGCAAGCCUUAAAGAAGGAUGGUUAGAAAUUAUGCUUGACCGCCGUUUGGUAAGGGAUGAUGGACGGGGUCUUGGGCAAGGAGUGAUGGAUAAUCGUCCAAUAAAUGUGAUCUUUCACAUUAUUGUAGAGUCCAACAUUUCUGCCACUUCAAAUCCUGUUUCUAAUCCCCUUCCUCUGAGCCCAUCUCUCCUCUCUCAUUGUGUUGGAGCUCACUUGAACUAUCCUUUGCAUGCAUUUGUUGCAAAGAAUCCCCAGGAGUUAUCUGUGCAGCCACCUCCAAGAUCCUUCUCUCCUUUAGCUGCUCCAUUACCAUGUGACUUGCACAUGGUGAAUUUCAAAGUUCCCCGACCAUCAAAAUAUUCUCAGCAGCUGAUUGAAGAUUCUAGGUUUGUUCUGAUCUUACAGAGGCGACAUUGGGAUACUUCGUAUUAUCGGAAAGACAGACCACAGUGCACUACUCUUGCAAAUGAGCCUUUAAAUCUAUUCAAUUUGUUCAAGGGACUUGCAGUAUUGAAUGCAAAGGCAACUUCCUUAAAUCUUCUGCAUGAGGAUGCAGACAUGCUUGGGUACAGUCAGCAGGUUGGUGAUGUAGCUCAAGAGGGACAUGUAAUCAUCUCUCCUAUGGAGAUACAAGCAUACAAGUUGGAUUUGCGACCACACCAGUGAACAAAAGUUGUUUACUUGUCAUAUCUUUGUGGCUGAUGAUGGUAUGGAUUAGUGCAAAUUUGAUUUUCCCUAACCCAUCGUCUAUUGUCAACAAUUCCGAAGCUUCAACAGAUUCAGGAGUGUUGUUAGCUGUUACGUGCAAUCUCAUGAAACACUGACCAAGGACAUAGCAGGAGCUGAUACUUUUAUGGUGGCAGGGCUCUAUGGAGGGUAUUUGUUAAGUUUAUGGAAGGUAUUUGUUACAUAGUUUCGAUGUACUUUUGUUAUUAAUUCACAUGAUAGGAAAUUUUGUAUGAGAUACUGUAUUAUGGGAAACUGGUGUUGUGUUUCCCUCCCAGAACCAUAGAUUAACCCUGAUGAUAUUUGAAUUAUUGUGAUGUAUAUUGCUUCUAAGAAAAGAUCAUUCGCCAUAGGUAAUAUCAAGGAAUAAUAUUGGUUUUAUUCUUAUUAAUAA